This is a messenger RNA of Effrenium voratum, 1788 nucleotides long. Lineage: Eukaryota; Dinophyceae; Suessiales; Symbiodiniaceae. The record is from the annotation of a GenBank genome assembly.
AUGUGGGGAGCUCGAAGCGGAUGGGGAGUCCGGGGUGCCCAGCCGGGGCAAAGCUUCACCUGCGGCAGGGGUGGGCGCUGCACGCUGGAUGUGGCAGGGCGCGGCUUGAGCGCUCUCGACCGCGCGAAGAUUGUGAACUUUUCCACGGAUUGCACAGGGGAACCGCAAGAAGCAGGGUUCUUCAAGUCCCUGCUGAUUGCGGACCCGGCACCUGCCACCAGCAGCACCUCCGCCAGGUUCUCCUUGGGACAGGUCACCGCCGGAGGUGUCUUCAAGGUCUGCUACUGCGCUAGCCUAGAUGCCUGCAACUCCCUGGAGGCCUUCAACCACCAGGCUGGCCAGCUCGAAGUGCUGGACCCUCUAUCGGACCUGAGCCUUUUCUCCAGCACUGUGGCCUCCAUCACGGUGCAGGUGCAGAGUCGCCUGCAGGGCAUGGCCUCGCGGAUCCGCUGUGCCAUCUCGGAGUAUGAGCCUUCCUUCAUGCCCAACGGCGCAGACAUCGCCAAUGGCCUGAGCCCCAUUGGCCUUGGCCAGGGAGAGGCGACGGAAGACACUGUGGAUGGGGCCAACUACGUGGAGAUGCACUUCAAGACGUUUGUGAAUCCUUCGCAGCAGUAUAGAGUCUGGUGCGUCGAAAGCUCCGCGCAGUCCUUCAUUCUCCCGCAGACGCCUGGGGGAGUACUCAUCACCACGCCGGCGGACCUCCAAGCCCCACGGUUGCGGGUCUUUCCCAGCUUCCUGUGGCCGCAGGCGUCCUUCUAUGCCGAGUUGUACAAUGUCUACGCCGAAGCCGUGAGCGCUCGAAGGCUGGCCUUUACCGAGGUCAAAGCACGUCCGAAUGUUCGGAAGACCAAGCCCUUGGUGGUGGGCGACCUCACCCUGAAGAUUCGCUCAAAUGGGUUGCGGCACAGGCAGAACUAUUUGGAGCAUUUGGCGGAGUAUGGCUAUGCUGUGGUUCCACAGGUGCUGGGCGCGCAGGAGCUCCAGGUAGCCGAGGAUCUUCUGUGGGACUUCCUCCAUGCCGAGGCGGCGUGGCAGCGCCGGGCGCCGGACACCUGGACGGACGACUCCUUGGCGCGCCUGGGCCAGCCCUGGCGCGGCAUCAUCAACGGCCGCGGGGUUGGCCAAUGCGAUCUUUCCUGGUUCAUCCGAACGCGAGCAAAGGUCCAGCAAGCCUUCGCUGGCAUUUGGGGCACUGACGAGCUGAUCACCUCCUUUGACGGCAUCAACGUAUUUCGCCCCUGGCACGCAGGCUUCUCGAAAACGGAAGGGGGCUGGUUCCACGUGGACCAGGGCGCCACGCAGCAGGGCCGCUGCUGCGUGCAGGGCCUGGUGUCUUUGUACGACCAGAACGAGCGCACGGGCGGGCUCGUAGUCAAGCCCAAAAGCCACCUGCGACACCAGGAGCUUUGCGAGCUCAGCAAAGGCGGCGAGGACUUCAUCGGCGUGCCGGAGGACCAUCCGCUGCUGGAGCUGCCGGAGACCUUGGUGAGCUGCAGAGCGGGGGACCUCGUCCUCUGGGAUAGCCGGUGCCUGCACUGCAACACCCCCGCGAGCGACAUGCCGGACCGGCCCCGCGACGAACUGCUGAGGGCCUGCGUCUACGUGUGCAUGACCCCGAAGGCCUGGUGCCCCGAGAAGGCUUUGGAGCAGCGCCGCAAGGGCUAUGAGCUGCGAGUGACCACCUCCCACUGGCCCCACCGCCACGUCAUGGGCUUCGGCUGGGCCAAAGCGGGGCGACUCUGUCUGGAGGAGGCGCCUUUGGAACGACGGCGCCUCAUCGGAUGA